AUGGGUGGUACAUUAAGAAGGUCGUCUGUUAAUAAUACCGGUAGCGUACGAGGAAGGAUAUUUGAAAGUUUGUCGACCAGUGUCGACCAUCCAACUUCGUCGCCGGCGGAAAAUGAAGAAGACGAAAUGAUUGGAAGCGGGGGUCGAAGGUUGUUUGUGGCAAAUCCUGAUCCAGAUUACGAGA
Acaulospora colombiana is the source of this 184-nucleotide messenger RNA. NCBI's taxonomy places the organism in Eukaryota, Fungi, Glomeromycota, Glomeromycetes, Diversisporales, Acaulosporaceae. The record is from the annotation of a GenBank genome assembly.